UGUGAUCGUACGUGCCUUUUCUUUCUCCUUCCCACCAUGCCGCUCUAUGAAAUGGUCUGCAUUGCUGCCCAUAACCAGGAAUAUGCCCGCAUAAAAGCUCUCGUCUCCCUGACCGCCAGCCACAUCAUGAAUGCUGGCGGCGUUGUCCGUAAAAUAGAGUCCUGGGGCACCCACGUUUUACCUCAUCGCAUGCACCGCCACAGCGUCACUCAUAAACUCGGAGACUACUGGUCCCUUCAUUUUGACACCUCGCCCCGUACCCUACGUUCUCUUAAUCGCGUCCUCCGUCAGGACCCCCUUGUCGUUCGCUGGACCAUCCUCAGGCAGGGCCAGAAAAUCGAAGACGUCGCCGCAAAAGGCCGUAGUCUCAUCCAUCCAGGCGAUCAGUUCCUGUAGCCGAACCUUCCCCGAACCCGUGGAGGUCGGCCGCGUACAUUUUACGUUUAUACUCUAUGUUUACGACGAUCUAUCCAUGGCAGUACUUGAUUCACUUGCUCCCCUCGAACCAACAAACUUUCCAUCCCAGCUUCACGCCCGCCGUAGUAGUCACUGUAUUCUGCUGUCAGAGACCCCUCUCUUACCGUACAUUUGUCAUCUCACCAUUCCAGCUCGUCUCCAAUGUGAAGGCAUUCACCCAGCUCUAUUGGCGGAUCCGUAUUUUGAUUAACUGCCUCCAAUGUCCGGAUAAAUAUCGCCUUGGACGGCUUCUCAACACCCUCUUCUUCGCUCAGAAUAAUCGGAUCCAGAUAUUUGGGAAACCCGAGGUCAUGGAGC
Guyanagaster necrorhizus is the source of this 774-nucleotide messenger RNA. RefSeq lists its product as uncharacterized. Gene Ontology annotation, molecular function: small ribosomal subunit rRNA binding; structural constituent of ribosome. Bases 37 to 396 code for a protein of 119 amino acids. NCBI's taxonomy places the organism in Eukaryota, Fungi, Basidiomycota, Agaricomycetes, Agaricales, Physalacriaceae. The record is from RefSeq and is a predicted model, not a curated record. Gene Ontology annotation, biological process: translation. The transcript has 3 exons. Gene Ontology annotation, cellular component: mitochondrial small ribosomal subunit; ribosome.